This is a messenger RNA of Marchantia polymorpha subsp. ruderalis, 702 nucleotides long. NCBI's taxonomy places the organism in Eukaryota, Viridiplantae, Streptophyta, Marchantiopsida, Marchantiales, Marchantiaceae. The record is from the annotation of a GenBank genome assembly.
CUGCCAGUUAUGCAACCGAUCGUCGAGUGUGGCCUCUGUUGGAAGCAUAUUGUGCAACCAUGCUGCCUUAUCCUGGGAAAGACCACGAGGCACUCCAGUGGCCUGAAAUGCUCAGAGACCGGGACGCGGAUCCCUGGACGAAGGGGAUUCUCGACCUCGUUCGGAACGACGAUGUCGUUCCGACAGAAUUGCACUACCCUGCUGCCAAUUUGGCCAGAGUCAAACGCCGAAUGCGAGCAGAUCUAGAUAUUCCGCCCGUCUCUCACCAGAUUCCCCACCUCCGCCGGACCCCCACCGACUGUAGGACCUCCCAACUUCACAGGCACAACAAGACCGUGGCCGCGAGAGCGUGGCCUGGGUCACUUGUGGAGCUGCUGUACCUGCAAGGUGAGUCGGUGCACACUCCUCUCGUCCAACUUUCGCCUCGUUCCUAUAUUCGGCACAUCUCUCUCACCUUCUAAUCUGUCCUCAGUGCAGAAUCUUCCGAUCCUGUCCUUGUUUAGAAGCAAACGAGCUUGAGCGAUCUGUCGAGCAAUCGGACGUCGACCUCCGAGGCCCCAGAGUAAUGUCCAGCUUGCCAAGGUCCCGUCCACGCACGAGGCUUGGUGGACCAUGUACAUGGCCUUUAUUUGGCACAGCAGAUGAGGCCUCCUCGACUAUGCUGCCAUCGUACAACGCGAGCUCGAGCUUGCAGUAGUACUG